Messenger RNA from Falco peregrinus (peregrine falcon), 5558 nucleotides. It is a transcript of the gene CARNS1, whose product is annotated as carnosine synthase 1. Gene Ontology annotation, biological process: carnosine biosynthetic process. Bases 443 to 3253 code for a protein of 936 amino acids. Gene Ontology annotation, molecular function: metal ion binding; ATP hydrolysis activity; ATP binding. Lineage: Eukaryota; Metazoa; Chordata; Aves; Falconiformes; Falconidae. The transcript has 11 exons. The record is from RefSeq and is a predicted model, not a curated record.
UUCCCCGUGUGCCGUGCCACGCCGUGCCGAGCAGUCGGGAAUAGCGCCGGGCGGGGGGGCACCGCCUGACCCCAGCCCUGACAUUUCUGCUCGGCGGUGUCAGUUUUACAGCCGGCCCCGGGUGACCCCGCCGGGCUGGCCUUGGCCCCCGGUCCCCCCCGCUCCACACCCUGCGCCCCCGCGCCGGUUCCCCGGGGGCCCCCGGCCCCGCCCCGCCCCUCCCCGGGGCCGCCCCGCCCGGGCAGGAGCCGCCGCCGGCACCGGAGCGGGCAGAGCCGCUGCGCGGGGCGCCACAGCACCGGGCAGAGCGACCGCCUCCGCCCCUGCCGCUGCCACCGCCACCGGCACCGCCACCGUCACUGUCACCGCCGGUGUCCCUGAGCCCUCGUCCCCUGUGCACUCUCAGGCCACGGCUCCCACCUCAAGCCCCUCAGUCAUCAGGAUGCUCUCAGUGGAGCAGAUGAGCGCGGAGCCAGCCCCGAGCCCAAAGGAGCAGGAGUGGGCCGGGCCAGAGGCACUGUGCCCAGGCUGGCUGGAGGACGAAGCCCCUGAUGGAGAGAUGCCCGAGGACAGCGGGGACCCUGACUGUGCCACCCAUGCCUAUGAGCUGCUCCAGACCGCCCUGCUGCAGGAGGGGCUCCCCCACACACUGGACUGCUCGGCAGAGCCCCGCACAGGAUUUGGCCCACUGGACAUGACCGUUUGCAUCCUGGGCUCCCCCACUGCCUUCCUGCCCAUCCUGCUGGAGGGUGGCACCCGCUGCCCAGGUGCCAUGGUGCUGUGCCUGUCACCCACCUGGGCCAGCCGGGUGCCCUCGGAAACAUCCCCAGGCGCCUGGUCCCUGCUGCUCUCCCGGGGAAUCUCCUUCAAGGAGGGGGGCCACAGCACCCUGGAGACCUUCACACCCCCCCGCCGGGCCAACUAUGUGACAGGGACCUUUGCGACAGGGGGCUCUGAUGGCGGCUGGGUGGGCGAGCUAGCCCGUGACCUUGACUGCCCCACGGGGGGCUCGGUCCCACUCACCCGCCGGCUCGAGGACCCACUGGUCACCCGUUGGGUGCUGGCGGCCCGUGCUGGCCUGCCCGUGCCUCCCACCCUGGCCUUUGUCCUGGGGCCAGGGGGCCACCUGCCCACAGACCCAGUGGCCCCUGGGGUGAGGCUGGUGCGGCUGGAGGACCCCCAAGGCCAGGAGAGCCUGGUGCAGGAGGAGGUGGGCGCCUUCCUGGGGGGCACUGCCAUGGAGCCCUACAGCCAGGUGCUGGUGCGGCUGGCAGGGUGGCGGUGGCGCGGGACGGGCGCCCACAGCACCCACGGGAAGGAGGAGGGGGCAGCGGUAGCACAGGCGGUGGGUGCCCGGCUCCGCAGGCUGCGGGAGGAGGACAGCGUCCUGCUGGAGGCCCUGGUGCCCACUGCCCGCCUGCCCAUGCCCCCCCCACGCAGCCCAGCCCCGCGGCUGCCCGUGGCUCUGCGCAUCUGCACCCUCGUCUGCAGGUCCUGGGGGGACCGGCCCCAGCUCUGCCAGGUGGCAUGCGGCGUGGGGCGCGCGGAGGCACCGGUGCGGCACGGGGCAGCACUGCCCCAGGGCCUGGACUCCAGCCUGCAGCAGUGGGGGGUGGUGGCCCCCAGCCAGCGGCAGGCCCUGGCCACACGGCUGCGGGGGGCCGCUGAGGCCGCCAUGGCCGCCCUCCUGGCCGCCGAGGCCGAGCUGAGCCCCCAGCAGCAUGGCGGCACCCGCGCCCGCACCAACCUCCUAGGUGUGGACUUCUUGCUGGCGUGCGUGGAUGGCACCCUGGAGCUGGUGGCCCUGUCUACCAACAGCCAGCGGUGCCUGGAGACCUGCCUGCUGGCCGAGGCCAUGGGGCGCGCUGUGGGGGAGCCGCCUGGUGACCUGCCCCGGCUGCUGGCCGAGGCCCUGCUGUACCAGGCGCAGUGUCACCUGGUCGAGGGCAAGGACAUCCUGCUCAUCGGGGCUGGCGGCGUCAGCAAGAGCUUCGUCUGGGAGGCAGCCCGUGACUAUGGCCUGAGGAUCCACCUGGUGGAGUCGGACCCGGAGCACUUUGCAGCAGGGCUGGUGCAGACCUUCCUGCCCUACGACAGCCGGGAGCACCGGCGGGAUGAGGAGCACGCGGAGCGGGUGAUGGAGCUGGUGCAGGCGCGGGGGCUGCGGCCCCACGCCUGCCUCUCCUACUGGGACGACUGCGUGGUACUGGCGGCACUGGUGUGCCAGCGCCUGGGGCUACGCGGCCCCACGCCUGCUGCCGUCCGCGUGGCCAAGCAGAAGAGCCGGACACACCAGCACCUGCAGCGGUGCCGCCGGGGCCGCCCGCCACCCGCCACCUUCGCCGUGCCCUGCUGCAGGCUGCAGAGCCACGGGGACGUGGAACGAGCGGCCAGUGCCAUGCCCUUCCCCGCCGUGGCCAAACUGGAGUUUGGGGCGGGCGGCGUGGGUGUUCGGCUAGUGGAGAGCGCGGGGCAGUGCCACGCACAUGCCGCCCGGCUCUGGCGUGACCUGCGGGAUGACGCUGAUCACCCAGGCAUCGGGCUGGGCUGGGGCAAUGCCAUGCUACUGAUGGAGUACGUGCCGGGCACUGAGCACGACGUCGACUUGGUGAUCUUCGAGGGGCGGCUGCUGGGCGCUUGGGUGUCCGACAAUGGCCCCACACGCCUGCCUGCCUUCCUGGAGACAGCCGCCUGCCUGCCCUCCUGCCUGCCCGCCGACCGGCAGGCACAGCUGGUGCGGGCAGCCCUGCAGUGCUGCCUGGCCUGCGGGCUGCGCGACGGCGUCUUCAACGUGGAGCUGAAACUGGCUCCCGGGGGUCCCCGCCUGCUGGAGAUCAACCCCCGCAUGGGGGGCUUCUACCUACGCGACUGGAUCCGGGAGGUCUAUGGCCCCGACCUGCUGCUGGCGGCUGUGCUGGUGGCGCUGGGGCUGCCGCCGGUGCUGCCCGCUCGCCCCGCACCCCGUGCCCACCUGGCCGGAGUGAUGUGCCUGGGCUCAGAGCACGGGCCGGCCCUGGGGGGUGGGGGGGGGCUGGAGGCCCUGCGGGCACUGCAGAGCCGUGGGCUCGUCCGCCUCAACCGCCUCUUCGAGGAGACGGCGGGGGCCGGCGAGUACGAGGAGCCCUGCCUGAGUGUCGCCUGCAGCGGUGCGACACGGGCAGAAGCCUGCCUGCGCCUGCUGGGGCUCUGCCAGGCGCUGGGCAUCGACUCGCCCCGCUACCCUGUCGAGCAUUUCCUAUCCCACUUCAAAUAGCCCCGGGCAGGCAGCGGGGCCAGCGGGGGCAUGGGGGGCAGGGGCACUGACCUGCUGCCCUGGCACCCCCUCCCGUAGCCCUGCCGCCCCGGUCCCUGCCAUGUCCCCAGCACCCCAUUCCCCGGCACCCGGUCCCCUGGCAGUGCCCUGGAUCCCAGUCCCCUGCCCGGACACCCCAGCCCUAGGCAUCCUCCCACUGCCCUGGCACCCCAGUCCCAGACACCCCAUCCCGUGGUACCCCCCUGCUCCCUCUGGAUCCCAGUCCCCUGCCCUGACACCCCAGCCACUGGCAUCCCCCUCCAUCCUGACACUCCCUCCCCUGCCAUCCUCCCGCUGCCCUGGCACCCCAGCCCCUAGCACCUCCGACACCCUGUUCCCUGGCACCCCCCUGCUCCCCUGGAUCCCAGUCCUCUGCCCUGGCACCCCAGCCCCUGGCAUGUCCCCCCCUCCUGCCAUCCUAGCAUCCCAUCCCCUGGCAUCCCGCUCCAUCCUGGCAUCCCAUCCCUUGGCAUCUUCCCUACUGCCCUGGCAUCCCCCCCAUCACCCUGACACCGCAUGCCCUGGCACCCCUCUGCUCUGCCAACCCAGCAGCCAGCACCCCAUUUCCUGGCACCCCCCUGCCCUGGCACCCCAUCCCCUGGCACUGCUCCAUUACCCAUUUCUUGCUCCCCAACAGCCCCCCACUCCCCUGGCACCCCACCCCCUGGUCCCUCCACACUCCCCAUCCCUGGUCUCCCCAUCUCCACUGCCCUGGCACCCCAUCUCCUGGCACCCCCAAGCCGAGGGUCCCCUGCUCCACAGCUAGGGGGUCCAGUGCCCCUCCCAUGACAGGGGACAUGCAGGGGGACGCUGACCCCCGGCCCUCCCUGUGCCAUCCUCAGGGCAGGGGGUGAGGGCAGCCCCCCCAGAGCACCCAGACCACCCCACCAGAGCAGUAGGUGCAGCCUGGGGUGUGCUGGCACCCACCAGCAUGAGGAGACCAUACAAUAAUAAACCAGCAUGGGGAGACCCUACAGUAACAAACUGGUGUGGGGAGACCCCACAGUAACAAACCAGCACAGGGAGACCCUACAAUAACAAAUCAGCGUGGCAGGGACACCCUACAAGUACACACCUUGAAGGGGAGACCCCACAGUAACAAACUGGCGUGGGGAGACCCCACAAUAACAGCCCUGUACAAUGAGCUCUACAAUAACAGAGCAGCCCCAGGGACCUGAUGCAAUGCAGGACGGGGUACAGGCGGCCCAGCUGGGUGCCCCAGCAUAGUGCAGGGACACACCAGGUCAGCACCCUGCCCCGACCACCCCGGGGACCCACCGCACCAGGCAGCCUCAGCAGGGCCUGGCAGAACCGGGACCCUCAGCACACCCCCCUGUGUGCCCCUGAGAGUGAGGGCAGCGCUGCCACAGUGCAGGACAGCACCGAGCCCGAUAGCGACAGUCAGCCCCUGCGGUGCCUGAGAGCCUACAAUAACACACCGUAUAGUGCCUGAGACCCUACAGUAACAGACCCUAUAGUGCCUGAGAUGCUACAGUAACACACUCUAUAGUGCCUGAGACCCUACACGAACAUGCAGCCCCUAUAGCGCCUGAGACCCUACAGUAACAGACCCUAUAGUGCCUGAGAUGCUACAGUAACACACUCUAUAGUGCCUGAGACCCUACACGAACAUGCAGCCCCUAUAGCGCCUGAGACCCUACAGUAACAGACCCUAUAGUGCCUGAGAUGCUACAGUAACACACUCUAUAGUGCCUGAGACCCUACAAGAACACGCAGCUCCUAUAGCGCCUGAGACCCUACACGAACAUGCAGCCCCUAUAGCGCCUGAGACCCUACAGUAACAGACCCUAUAGUGCCUGAGAUGCUACAGUAACACACUCUAUAGUGCCUGAGACCCUACAAGAACACGCAGCUCCUAUAGCGCCUGAGACCCUACAGUAACAUCCCCUAUAGUGCCUGAGAUGCUACAGUAACACACUCUAUAGUGCCUGAGACCCUACACGAACAUGCAGCCCCUAUAGCGCCUGAGACCCUACAGUAACACGCAGCCCCUAUAGCGGCCGUGACCUUCAGUAACACGCAGCCCCACAGCAACACGCAGCCGUGCCGGCCCCGCCAGGCCCCCCGUGCCCUAGAAGCCCGCGGGGGCCCCGAGUGGGGCGGGGGGGUGCCGGGGGGGGUGUCUCCGUCUCUCCCCGGGGCGCCCCUCCCCUCUCAGCCGUCGUCACGGCGUCGCCGAUGAGGUCACAGUGACGCAAAGGGGCCGGGCCGCCCGGGACCCCCCCAGUAAAGGCUGUGAGCGGCC